This is a messenger RNA of Cicer arietinum (chickpea), 938 nucleotides long. RefSeq names its product peroxynitrite isomerase Rv2717c. The record is from RefSeq and is a predicted model, not a curated record. Lineage: Eukaryota; Viridiplantae; Streptophyta; Magnoliopsida; Fabales; Fabaceae.
AAUUCUCAGGACAAAACGCAAGUUAAAAUCAAAGAGCCUCGUUUUGUAUCGUAUAGUGUAACAAACAUUUUCUGCAUAACAAAUAAAUAAAAGAAAAAAUGGAUAAAAACAAUGACUCUCCGACAUCGGAAUCUUCGCCGCCGGUAUGCCAUCCGGCAGUGGCACCACUCUCUUACCUUCUUGGAAAAUGGAGAGGCCAAGGAGAAGGAGGUUACCCCACCAUCAAUUCCUUCUCCUAUGGUGAAGAACUUCACUUCUACCAUCUACCCAACAAGCCUGUUAUAGGGUACACUCAGAAGACAUGGAAACUCAGUUCUGGAGAGCCUAUGCAUUCUGAGAGUGGAUAUUGGCGUCCUAAACCUGAUGGAGCCAUUGAAGUUGUUAUUGCUCAAAGCAAUGGUCUUGUUGAAGUACAGAAAGGGACAUAUAGCAUUGAAGAAAAAGUGAUACAGCUUCAGAGUGAACUGGUGGGGAAUGCUUCAAAGGUUACAGGAAUCCAAAGAUGUUUCCAGCUAGUUGAAGGGAAUCUUUGUUAUGAGGUUGAGAUGGCUACCAAUACAAUUACUCUUCAGCCACACUUGAAAGCAACACUGAAGAAGCUCUAAAGCAAACAACAUCCUCAAUUAUCACUGUCAAAAGAUGUACAUGAGCAUGGUGGAGUUAUCAAGUGUAGUGUACAUGGUUUUGUAUUUGACAUGUUCACGAGUCAUUUUAUAGACCUUGUGCUUUACUGAAUCUGACACUAUUGAAUGUUAUUGGAAGUUGCCCAACAAAAAAUCUUGUGACUCUCCUGAUAUAUAUCAUCUAUGCUUUGUUAUAACGAACUAAUCAGUUCACAUAUUCUAUAGUGAUGCCUUUGCAAUAAACUUCAUGUGUUUAUAAACAUCAGUCAAUGAAAGUGAAUGUAAUGCAAUUUUCGUAGUUAUGUUGUACUUUAA